UAAUGGGGUCAAGAUUUUGAAUAAACAAGUGUAACGAAAUUAACUAUGUUGUCAUUUUCGUACUUCACAAUAUUUAAACUCCAUUUAUCCUACUGUAACAUAAUGAACAUGUCGAUGUACGCUUGUUGAUAAAUACCCCCCAAACUGAAGUCAUCUGUUCCAACUCCAACAAAAGUGAGAGUCUUUCUCUUUUCUCAAACUCGAAUCGUUGUAUGAACAACAUGGCUAAAUCACCCGUCAAAUACUAUGUGGUUGACGCAUUCACUGACUCAGCCUUCAAGGGAAACCCAGCAGCGGUUUGUUUGUUGGAGGAAGAGAGAGAUGAGAAAUGGCUGCAAGCAGUGGCUACUGAGUUUAAUCUCUCUCAGACUGGUUACUUGACCCGGAUCACUAACCCGGCCUCUCCAAACCCCCGGUUUCGACUUAGAUGGUUCACCCCGGUUGCUGAGGUUAAGCUAUGUGGGCAUGCAACCUUAGCAUCUGCGCACACUCUCUUUGCAACCGGUUUGGUAAAUUCAAACAUAAUUGAAUUUGACACACUCUCCGGAAUCCUCACUGCUAAAAAGGUUCCAGAUGUUGAUCCAACCGAUGUCUCCGGAAUUCAGACUGAUGGAGCACAUGAUUGCUUUCUAAUUGAACUGAAUUUUCCUACCGUUCCCAUCACUGAAUUCAAUUCUACUGAGGUUUCAGCUAUUACCAAAGCCUUGAAUGGUGCUCCUCUCAUUGAUGUCAAGAGGACAACUACCGCAUCUGAUCUCUUUGUUGUGCUCGCAUCUGGAAAAUCUGUUAUUGAGAUAGAGCCACAGUUUGAUGCCAUACUGAAAUGUCCUGGACGAGGCUUAAUUGUUUCAGGGGUUGCUCCUCCUGAUUCUGAAUUUGAUUUUGUCAGUCGAUUCUUCUGCCCAAAAUAUGGUAUUAAUGAGGAUCCGGUUUGUGGGAGUGCACAUUGUGCCCUGGCACCCUAUUGGAGCCAAAAGCUGGGAAAGUGUGAUUUCGUCGCGCAUGCGGCAUCACCUAGAGGUGGAAUAGUGAAGAUCCAUUUAGAUGAGCAGAACCAGAGAGUGCUUCUGCGAGGAAAAGCUGUUACUGUGAUGGAAGGCUCUCUUUUGGUCUAGAAUUGGAGUUAAUUUCUGUUAAGGGUGUAUGGUGAAUUGCAGAUUGUAACAACAGUUAUUGGGUGCAACAAUUCCCUGUAAUUUAAUUAACAGACUGUGUUCUGGUUUAUUACCUUUUCUUGGGAAGCAUGCUAUAUAAUAAGAUGUCACCCUCUCAUUUCUGCUAACUAUGGCACCAAAUGUGAUGAGAUGUCAUUGAAUUU
Messenger RNA from Theobroma umbraticum, 1318 nucleotides. RefSeq lists its product as uncharacterized. Gene Ontology annotation, cellular component: cytoplasm. The record is from RefSeq and is a predicted model, not a curated record. Gene Ontology annotation, molecular function: isomerase activity. Gene Ontology annotation, biological process: biosynthetic process. NCBI's taxonomy places the organism in Eukaryota, Viridiplantae, Streptophyta, Magnoliopsida, Malvales, Malvaceae.